AUGAGAUAUAAGACCCUGGAGAGCGCCGACAUAUGUUCCCAAAUACCUCCGUCGCAACUGGGGAAGGCCCUGUCGUGUUGUGAAGGGCUCUCCAUUGACGUAGCUGGGGACAGACACCAGCAGGUCCCUGAAGCAGCCAAACUGUCAGACUGUUGCAAACUCAUGCUCGCUGGUGGCUCGUGGCUCGUGGCUCUUCUCGCUCUUCAUUUCCAGCCAGGCUUUUGA
Knipowitschia caucasica is the source of this 225-nucleotide messenger RNA. The record is from the annotation of a GenBank genome assembly. NCBI's taxonomy places the organism in Eukaryota, Metazoa, Chordata, Actinopteri, Gobiiformes, Gobiidae.